CAUAAUUUCAAUAUCUCCCAUUUCAUAAUUCUAUAGCAAUGUAUACUUCUACUAAAAUUUCAGAUGAUGCUAUAGUGAGAAGAUCUGCUAAUUAUCUUCCUUCAAUUUGGGAUUAUGAUUUUAUUCAAUCCCUUAGAAGUGAAUAUAUGGGAGAGCAAAACAUUGCAAAAGUGGAGAAGUUGAAAGAAGAGGUGAAGAUGAUGUUUAAAGAAGCAACAAGUCCUUUAAAUAAACUUGAAAUGAUUGAUUGCAUGCAAAGACUUGGUUUUUCAUACCUUUUUAAGAAUGAAAUAGAAGCAGCUUUGCAAAUAUUACACAACAAUUAUAUCCAUCUUGGUCAUGCACACAAUGAAGAGGAAUUACAUGCCACUGCUCUUGAAUUUAGACUGUUAAGACAACAUGGAUAUUUUAUAAAUCAAGAUGUUUUUACUAGAUUCAUGGAUGAGAAAAGAGAGUUGAAGGAUUGUCAUAGAGGUGAUUUGAAAGGAAUACUAAAUCUGUAUGAAGCUUCAUAUGUUUUGCUAGAAGGUGAGAAUGUAUUAGAAGAAGCCCAAGUAUUGUGUAUCAAACAUCUUCAAGAAUUUGUGAAAGAAAAAAAUAUUAUUGGUGAAGAAGAAUAUUUGGUAAUGCUAGCAAGUCAUGCUUUAAAGCUUCCUUCGCACUGGAGGAUGCAAAGGUUGGAGACCAGGUGGUUCAUUGAUGUGUAUGAGCAUAAUAAGGACAUGAAAAUGAAACCAACAUUUCUUCAGCUUGCCAAAUUGGAAUUCAACAUGGUGCAAGCUAUUCACCAACAAGAUCUCAAACAAGUCUCCAGAUGGUGGAAAAAGACUGAAUUAGGUGAAAAGUUGGGAUUUGCUAGAGACAGAAUGGUGGAGAUUUUCUUUUGGAGUGUGGGGGCAAUUUCCGAGCCUGAAUAUGGAUAUUCAAGGACAAUAUUAUCAAAAUUAGGAGAACUCUUAACAGUCAUUGAUGACAUUUAUGAUAUAUAUGGUAGCUUGGAUGAGUUGGAGUUGUUUACAGAUGCAAUUAUAAGGUGGGAUACGAAUGCCAUGGAUGGACUCCCUGACUAUAUGAAAAUAUGUUUUCUUGCUACCUACAACUGCAUCAAUGAAUUGGCUUUUGAUGUUCUCAAAAAUCAAAAUCUUCACAUUAUCUCUUACUUAAAGAAAGAGUGGGCAGGUAUAUGUAAGGCAUAUUUAUUAGAGGCGAAAUGGUAUUAUAGUGGAUACAUACCAAGCUUGCAAGAAUAUUUGGAAAAUAGAUGGGUUUCCAUUGCUAUGCCAUUGGUGUUCGUCCAUGCCUUUUUUACAAUCCCAAAUCAAAUUUCAGAGGAAACAAUAACAUGCUUAGAAGGGUCUCCCGAUAUGAUUCAGCUCUCAUCUUUGAUUUGUGGACUUGCAGAUGAUCUCGGAACAUCCUCGCUAGAGAUAAAGAGAGGAGAUAAUCCUAAAUCAAUUCAAUGUUACAUGCAUGAAACUGGAGCUUCAGAAGAAGAAGCUCGUAAACAUUUACGUUAUCUUAUUGGUGAAGCGUGGAAAAAAUUAAAUAAGGAGAAAAUGAAUAAUACUAUAUUCUCGCAAGCAUUCAUGGGACUACUAAUUAACAUGGCAAGAACAACUCAAUUUAUUUAUCAGAGUGGAGAUGGAUUCGGUGGUGAAGAUCGCAAAAUUAAGGAUCAGAUCACAUCUUUAUUUAUUCAACCCAUUACUAUGAUAGACUAAUCUAUAGUUCAAAAUAUACAAUUUUUUUCUAUUGUUUUUUGCUUGUUUAUUUGUAAAAUAAAAAGACACGUAUAAUAGAGAAUAUAUCUGCUGCUGCACCAAAGCUCUUCUCUUGCUGCUCAAAGCUUCUCCUGUUGCGGACUUGUAAUGGCCGACUGGAUACAACUAGAUAGGAGCUCGCAACAACUUAUUUAGUAUAGUGUAAAACGGCUAUUCAUUUUGUGUAUAAAUAUAGAUUAGAUUUCAUCUUAAUUAAUCAAAGUUUUGUAAUUCUAAAACUUCAAUCAAUAUAUUUCAGUUCUCUGUUUGGUUUCUGAUAUGGUAUCAGAGCAGGUCCGGCCCGGGAUCAUGCAUUGCCGCGUUUCAGAUUGAGUGUUUCUUUCCCGUUUAACUGUACUUGAUGUCCAGUCCCAGCAGU
Mercurialis annua (annual mercury) is the source of this 2139-nucleotide messenger RNA. RefSeq names its product terpene synthase 10-like. Bases 39 to 1721 code for a protein of 560 amino acids. NCBI's taxonomy places the organism in Eukaryota, Viridiplantae, Streptophyta, Magnoliopsida, Malpighiales, Euphorbiaceae. Gene Ontology annotation, biological process: diterpenoid biosynthetic process. The record is from RefSeq and is a predicted model, not a curated record. The transcript is spliced from 7 exons. Gene Ontology annotation, molecular function: terpene synthase activity; magnesium ion binding.